This is a messenger RNA of Poecilia latipinna (sailfin molly), 1384 nucleotides long. RefSeq names its product macrophage mannose receptor 1-like. The record is from RefSeq and is a predicted model, not a curated record. The transcript has 4 exons. NCBI's taxonomy places the organism in Eukaryota, Metazoa, Chordata, Actinopteri, Cyprinodontiformes, Poeciliidae. The coding region runs from base 35 to 1171 and encodes 378 amino acids.
CUGCUGGAGGAAAAUAAUUCAUCUGACAGCAAAGAUGCAGUGGAGUCUGAUUCUGCUCUUCCUGAUGGCUCAGUGUUGUUUCAUGGACUGUCAGCUCUAUCAGUUUUACUACAAUAAUGAAGCAAAGACCUGGACUGAAGCUCAGCAGUACUGCAGAGAGAAACACACUGACCUGGUCACAGUGACUAACAUGAAGGACAUGAAGAGACUCAUCAACAUCUCAGCUGGAGAUCAGAGCGGAGCCUGGAUUGGUCUGUAUGAUCAAACACAUGGUAACAGAACUUGGUGCUGGUCUCUGCCUGGAGUGGAGUUUAAUGAAAGUGAGACAAACUGGAACCCAGGAGAACCGACUGAUAAUGGAAAUCAAGUAACACAUGAGAACUGUGUGAUGGUGAAUAAAAAUCUCAAAUGGAUAGACACCAGCUGCCUUAAUCAACAUAAUUUCCUUUGCUCUGAUGAAACUAAUACAACCCAUAAAUAUCACUUGAUUGAAGAGAUGAAGUCCUGGCAGGAAGCUCAGAGUUACUGCAGAGAGAAACACACAGACCUGAUCAGUGGAACGAAGCAGCUACAGGAUGAAGAAGUGAAGAAAUUGAUGAACUCUACAAGUGAUUCCUCAUACAUUGGUCUGUUCAGAGACACCUGGAGGUGGUCAGAUGGAAGCAGUUUCUCUUUCAGACACUGGAAUAAAAACUUUAACAAUCCAGAAACCAACAGUGGUCAAUGUGCCAUGACUAAGUUUGAUGGUGAAGGCAGAUGGACGAAUGUGAACUGUGGUAAUACAAAACCCUUCAUCUGUUAUGAUGAUGAAUUGAUCCUGAUUAAAGAAAAUAAAACCUGGGAGGACGCUUUAGACCACUGCAGAGGUCACCACCAUGACCUGGUCACCAUCACCAACAUGGAUGACCAGAAACGAGUUCAGAAAGAAGCCAAGAAGGCCUCGACUGGAUACGUCUGGAUGGGACUGAGCUACGCCUGCACUCUGGAUCUGUGGUUCUGGGUCAGUGAUGAGGUUGUCAGCUAUAAGAACUGGGCCAAAGGUCAACCGAUGGACGACUGUGACAUGUCUGGAGCCAUGGAGACGGGAGGGAACCAUCAGUGGUUCAAAAGAAAUGAUGCUGAAAAGUUUAAUUUCAUCUGUUCUAAGAAAAAAAUCUCGCACAGUCCCUAGUAAGGAGCUGUUUAUUCUGUCUACAAUAUUAUAUACUGCAGCUUUAUUUUUUGUUAAUUAAGUUUAAAUUUUUUGUGGGGUGUGAAAAAUGUCCAUACAUUAAAUCUAAUUAGAUUAUCUGUUGUGAGCUUAUUAGAGUGAAUGUCUUGCUUUGCGUUGUGAUCCUUCAUGUACAUGUAUGUUUUCCUUCAGUAAUAAAGCCUUUAAACCUGC